AUGUUGACAAGUCGCGAGGAAACAACGAUAGCUAGUGGCGGAGGCGUGAUGGAUAAGCUCGUGUUCUGUCAUUUCAUGACCGGGAUCACGAGCAAUCGCCAAGGCGUUAGUGACUACGACGGCGAUAUGAGACGAGCAAGAGAGGCAGGUAUAGAUGCAUUCGCUAUGAACAUUGGCACAGAUUCUUUUACUGAUACGCAACUUGGAUUUGCGUAUGAAUCCGCUGCUAAUAAUGAGAUGAAAUUAUUCUUAUCGUUCGAUUUCAAUCACUGGGGGAUAGGACAGGGAAAUGAAAUAGGUGCCAAGGUAAGACAGUACGCUAAUCAACCUGCACAGCUCCGACUUGAUGGGAAGGUCUUCGUGUCUUCCUUUGCAGGUGAUGGCGUCAAUGUUGAGUCCAUUCGAACAGCCGCAGGUCUGGACAUAUUUUUCGCCCCAAACUUCCACACUGGUGUCGGAGAUUUCAACACAAUAGACGGUGCAUUCAAUUGGAUGGCCUGGCCCAGCAAUGGUGACAACCAAGCCCCAACCCCCACUCAUAAUAUCACCGUUCGCGAAGGAGACACAAUGUACAAUCAAGAGUUGAACGGGAAGCCAUAUAUCGCACCGGCUUCACCUUGGUUUUCCACUCAGUUUUCAGAUCGUCCCCUAAACAAGAACUGGGUUUUUCCGUCCGAUCUCUUGUGGUAUGAUCGCUGGGUCGAGAUUUUGCACCUGCGGCCCCAGUUUGUCGAGAUAAUCAGCUGGAAUGACUAUGGUGAAUCGCAUUACAUUGGACCUCUUUCAUCGCUUCAUACAGACGACGGUUCUUCGCGAUGGACUGCAGGCAUGCCGCACGACGGGUGGCUGAAUAUGUUAAAGCCAUUUAUUAGCGCGUAUAAAGCUGGAUCCUCAGAAAUUCCUUAUAACUCAGUUGAAAAGGAUGGCAUCGUUUACUGGUAUCGAACUACAAAGAAAAGCGCAGAAUGUGCCAUGACCAGCGCAUCCACUGGACUGAGCAUCAAUGUACCAGCCGGUUACGAGACUUUGAAAGACGAGGUCUUUAUUGUCGCUUUCCUUCAGUCACCCGCACAAAUUAUCGUUCAAUCAGGGGAGCGAUCAAUCACGCUUAGCGCACCAUCAGGAAUUAGUGCCCACAGAUGCCCGAUGGGCGUAGGUCGUCAGCGUUUUACUGUUUCACGUGACGGAGGGGUCAUCUUGUCCGGUACAGCCUCGCGAGACAUUUCAGAUGUGUGCCUAGAUGGAAUCUACAACUCGAACGCGUACGUAGGGACACUGUAG
Molecule: messenger RNA, 1281 nt
Organism: Penicillium diatomitis
Lineage: Eukaryota; Fungi; Ascomycota; Eurotiomycetes; Eurotiales; Aspergillaceae
Product: glycoside hydrolase family 71 protein
Exons: 4
Coding region: 1-1281 (426 amino acids)
Biological process (GO): mating projection tip cell wall disassembly
Molecular function (GO): glucan endo-1,3-alpha-glucosidase activity
Source: RefSeq, a predicted model, not a curated record